This is a messenger RNA of Sabethes cyaneus, 1683 nucleotides long. RefSeq lists its product as uncharacterized. Lineage: Eukaryota; Metazoa; Arthropoda; Insecta; Diptera; Culicidae. The transcript is spliced from 2 exons. The record is from RefSeq and is a predicted model, not a curated record. Bases 1 to 1683 code for a protein of 560 amino acids.
AUGCAAGUGUCCAAAUUAUGUACAGCUGCUGAUGGGAAAAUUGACACAUUUUACGAUCUGGACCGGAUUUAUUCAACGAUCGAGCGUAUGCUCGUGUUGAUCCGUCAGCUGUCUGGAGUAUCGCGCUUGGGCGAAAGUGGACGUUCUUUAUCCGUUGAACUACAGUUGUUGAAUGCAAUCGACGAUAAGAAAUUUCAGCUCCAGGAGCUACAAGAUGCCGUGACUUAUCUGUUUAGUCAAUUUCGAAGGAUUUACAUGGUCAAUAAAGAUCUGUACACCCAAUUGAUCAAACGAGGUGGCCGUAUUUUCGAAUUGGAAAAGCAGUUUCGUGAGCAAAGUGACAGCAAAUGCUUGUAUUAUAUGGCUGACGCGAUCAAAUAUGAGCCGUCCUUAUUGGCCAUGCAGAGAGUAUUAGAUAGAACGAUUCGAGAGAUCAGAAUUUUUCGAAAACAAAGGAAUAAGCAUAAACUAGAGUUGUGCAUUAGCCAUAUAAAAAAUGAAAAUUUGGACAAAGCAUUCGACGAAUUUUAUUCAUUCGAAAACAGUAUUCAACAGCUGCCACAAAUCAUCGAGGAAGUGUUCGAAAAUUCUAUUGAUAAUUUGAUCGAACUAUUAGUAUUUUUGAGAGGAUACUACUAUCUGAGAAAACCUAAUUCGAAUGAAACAUUCGUUACAGCAUGUGAACACAUCGUUCAGUAUUUGAAAUGUACGGUAAUGUUUUGUCGAGUAGAAUCAUUAAUGAUCUUCAGUUUGAUCGAUGAUGUUUUGCGCGAUGAAAAUAGUUUCGAAGAUUUCUAUCUCGAAAGAUUGGAGCUGCUGAUGGUAGACUUAGCUGCAAAUAAAGAAAUCGCUAUUCGACUCAUUCAGUCUAAUUUCGACGAAGCCAACCAUUUUGCAAAACUGUUCACUUACAUUUCGGAACGAUUUCUUCUGGAAUUGAUACGCCAAGCAUACAGAGAGUCGUGUGAAACUUUGAGCAAUAUGUUGAACUUCAUUGCUCAUCUUCCCUGCAUAAACCAAAGUAUUAUAUGCUAUCAGGAACUGCACACUGAAAUGCGUCUAGCAGGAGUUUCCAAGUCGUCCUGUAUUUUCGUUCUUGCUUACCACAUCAGAAAGACCAUGCAAAAUCCGAAAUUCCAUCAAUCGUCACGGGCUGCGGAACUAGUGGAUCUGAAAGCCAUUUUACCUCCCAAUGUAGUGGGUAUCAUCUGGAAACAUGUCACAAUUUCACGGUAUGAAUCCCGGAUUCUUAUUAAAUUCAGCAGUGCUGGUAAGAGUAUAGGCUUCUCUCGAUAUACGGCUGAUAAAAAUCGCUUCGAGCUUGAACCUGUGGAGGAAGGUAAAGCUUUCAGAAUUAGAAACGUUGCUAUAAAUGCCUACCUGAUGGAGAACGAUGAUGGAGAUCCAACUGUUGUAGGAUGUAAAUUGGAUUCAUCCUGUACGGAAGGACAUUGGCAUUUAGUACCUUGUGAUAACUGCAAUUAUUUUAGAAUUGUCAAUCGAGCAACCGGGAAAUAUUUGUAUUCUAGUUUCUCCGAACAAUCCGACUACGAUUUUUAUGGUUCCCCGGAGGUUGUACGAUUGACAAACGACAGUGAAUUGUUAAGUGAGUGUAAUUCAUACUGGAAAAUUGACGAAUUUCUGCGAGGAUCCCGUGGAGAUUCAGAGUGUAUAAUCCUAUGA